UUGAUCGAGUACCUCCAAAUUCCCAUCCUCACCCCCACCAAACUUGUCAUCACCCAACAAAGGUAUAUUCGAAAUGUAAGCUGCAUCAUCGAGACACCCCACCUGCCUCAAUAUCUCCAACAACGACUCCUUACUCACCACAUCAUCAUCUUUCUCCAAAAUCUCGAGAAUUUUGGACACAAUUUGAUGCCUCGGCUUCCAGCUUACCGACCACUCGGUCGAGGCCGCAUUUUUGAGGCAAGAAAGGGCCUCGGGGAUCCUCAUAUUUGCAAUGUGGUCCUCCGAGAGUAUCUCCCACGUAAACGGGCUGGGUUUCCCUCCCAUCUCGCCCAUCUGUCUCUGCCUUUUCGGAAAGCCCGUUUCUCAAAUAAGCGCCUAAGAGCAGAUUACCUAACCGCGGGUCAAAAGCCGAAUUUACCGAAAGCCACUCGAUUACGGUCGCGGCCCAUAAUCACAUCCUCGAGUUUCCUUAGACACUCCUCGGCUUUCUCCAGGAGACCCGAUUUAAUAUACAUCGCGGCCAUCGUGCUGAAAGUUGACCAUUUUCGAGCUCCAUCUGCUGAAAAACUUGCUCCAUUUUAUCCACGGAGCCUUGGGACCCAUGGGAAGAGAGCCAUAUGUUGUAGGUGUAAAUAUCGGGCGAUAUCUCUUUCUCGAAUAUUUCUGAUAUUAACGACUCCACUUUCUCAAAAGGGUCAUCAUCACAUUGAAAGGAAGGAUGUGUUUCUGUUUCUCAUUUCCUCCAUUAGGGACUCGGCCUUUUCCCUCAUCGUUGAGCGGACAUACGCGUUUAGAAGGGAGCCAUAUAUUCUAUUGUCCAUUAAGGCGAUUGGAAUAUUUUUGAAGUAUUGUUCGGCGCUCGAAAUGCCGUGCACUUUCGCAAUGAGGUCGAGCUGGAUGGCAGCGUCGCUGGAGGUUGUUCUGAACCUCUGUGGCAUCCGGUGUAUAAGAUGGAUUUUUUCAGAAAAAAGGUCGAAUUUUGAAGGAGCCCGGAUGAGAAUGACAGCGCAUUUGAAGCGUUAA
Molecule: messenger RNA, 1023 nt
Organism: Striga asiatica
Lineage: Eukaryota; Viridiplantae; Streptophyta; Magnoliopsida; Lamiales; Orobanchaceae
Source: the annotation of a GenBank genome assembly